GAGGGCCGCAGUGUCUGCAGGUUUAACUCCAGUUCUGUUCCAUUGUGUGGAUGGGCCCCAUGGUCUGGUAUCUGUUAUUUUUCCGAUUGGAGAGCUGCCUGCCAACUCCAAUCAAAUCUGCAAAUAUCCAGCCUUGAGAUGUUUGUUUUAGAAAGAAGGAUGUACGGUUUGCAAAGAUUGUUUUCUUUGUUUCCUCUAAACACGUAACUUUUUAAAGAUGAACGCAUGACAUGUUAAGUUAAUGGUUCAUUGUAUUACUUAGUCAUUUUAUUGUGUCAUUAAUAUGUAUAGAAAAUAAAUAUUGUUGUUGGCCUGGUCAUGUUGUUAGCCCUUUGUCUGACACAGUUACUCAAAUAACCCUUGUGGAUGCCCUUGGGUUAUCUUUCAUUGUAAGUCACCCUGGAAAGUCCGGUCCAAGAAAGUAAUGAAAUGUAAAACACUGGCUACAAGGGUAACCGUGAUUAUGGAAUAGAGUAUGACUCGUAAGGACGGCUGUAUUGACCACUCGGAAGUUAUAAGUUCUCGCGUCAUUUUACUCGGUACAAUCAAUGUAUCAGACGACAGUUCAUAAAUACUGUGCAUGCGUAAUGUUGGAUGUAUCUGAAUAGUCCCGUCAUUUGCAGAAGUCUGUACAAAAAAGAAAGGAAAAAACGUUUGAACGCAGUUUAUAUCGAAACUCAAAGCGAAGCCGUAUUUGUUUCACCACCCGGAUAGCACGCACAUCGGAUUCAUCGUCAACAACAGCCUCCGACCAACCAUGAGUUCCGUCAGAUCCGCCCUUUCCCGCGAGCAGGAGAAGCAGCUGGGCUCCCUCCUCGGCCACGCGCGGCUGAGCCUGCUGUACAAGGGCAGCGUUCACGGCUACACCGCCGCCGCUUUCCAUGGCCGGUGUGACCUGCAGGGCCCGACCGUGGUGGUGGCCUACAAUGGCGCCGGCUUCGUCUUCGGCGCCUUCACCAGCAAGGACUACACCCAGCGCGGGCAGGUCAUCGCCGACGACAAGGCCUUCCUGUUCAGCUUCCGGGAGGGGGACGGUGGGAAGAGCCCCCUCCGCAUCAUGCCCAAGAGCGAGGCCCAGGCCUUCACAGACGGGAACACGGGGCCCAAUUUUGGCUCGCUGGUCUUCCUGAACGGGAACCUGGCGGCGGUCGCCAGCAAUCCCGGAUCCCUCUACAAUUUCGAGGCGGCGGAGAUGCAUGGCGGGGACCUGGUGCUGACGGAGUGUGAGGUGUACAGAGUGGAGGAUCUUGGAGGCCUUCUGGAGAAGCCUUGGAGAAAUGUCCUCUGGAGUUCUGAGAAGAAGAAGGAGCUGAUGGAGUUUGUGAGGAACUACAAGCCCAUAAUGAACGCCGUGCGACAGGCUCGCAUCCUGCUCAUUGGGCCAGUCGGCGUCGGCAAGUCCAGCUUCUUCAACUCCAUCAACUCCAUCUUUCGGGGUCAUGUGACUAGCCAGGCCAUCGCGGGCAGUACAGCAAAGAGUCUGACUACCCAGUUCCGCAGCUACCAGGUCAAGGCUGGGAGGGAGGGCAAGCCCCUCCCCUUUGUCAUGUGUGACACUAUGGGAUUGGAGGAAGCCACAGGGGAGGGGCUUCAGUUGGAUGACAUCACAAGCGUUCUGAGAGGCCACGUUAUGGACAGGUACCAGUUCAACCCCUCAGUGCCGCUGCAGUCGGACUCGCUGGGGUAUCGUAAGAGCCCUGCCCUUGGGGACAUGGUCCACUGCGUGGUCUACGUUCUGGACGGCGGCAAGGUCAAGCAGAUGAAGCCCAAGCUGCUGGAGAAACUGCAUGACAUUCGGCGCAGGGUCAAUCUGAUGGGUGUUCCCCAGCUGGUGCUCAUGACCAAGGUGGACGAGGCGUGCCAGCACGUGGGCACGGAUCUGAAGCAGGUGUACCACAGUCACUACAUCCAGAGGAAGGUGGAGGAGUUGGGCCUGCUCCUGGGGAUCCCCAUGUCCUGCAUCAUCCCGGUGAAGAACUACAGCCAGGAGCUGGACCUGGACCAGAACAACGACAUCCUGCUGCUCACCGCCAUCCAGCAGAUGCUGAGGUUCACCGACAACUACUUCGACGACAUCUACCAGGGGGAGGACGAGGAGAGCAGGGGAUAGGCUGGCCUGCCCCGCCCCCUCUGUGUGUCUGAGCAUCUGGAGGAGGGCCGGCCCGAGGGGGUCAGUGACCCCAAAAAAGUACUCCAACGUUUAAAAAAAUAUGAAUUGAAUUGUGUCGCAUAGGGAUGUUUGUGGCUGAAUUACAUUUCUUGCACAAAUGUAGACCACCAAUCAUGUGCAGGGGCAUAACGUGAAUCUAACCAAUCACGAGGGAGAGUGGCAUAAAAUAUUCACAAAGCAAGUAUUUGUGGAAAUAUAAGAGGGAAGCAAACAGAUUAUCAUAAUUAAAAUGGCUUCUCCACACAGUAAGCCCCACAUGUGCUUUUGCAGCUUGGCUUUACUGAAUCUCUGUAACCUUGCCGAUGUUUCUGUCAGAUAAAUAAAUAAAUGGUACAUUUGACAGUA
Molecule: messenger RNA, 2515 nt
Organism: Anguilla anguilla (European eel)
Lineage: Eukaryota; Metazoa; Chordata; Actinopteri; Anguilliformes; Anguillidae
Product: interferon-induced protein 44-like
Exons: 8
Coding region: 758-2110 (450 amino acids)
Molecular function (GO): GTP binding
Source: RefSeq, a predicted model, not a curated record